Molecule: messenger RNA, 5543 nt
Organism: Scophthalmus maximus (turbot)
Lineage: Eukaryota; Metazoa; Chordata; Actinopteri; Pleuronectiformes; Scophthalmidae
Exons: 8
Coding region: 1671-5264 (1197 amino acids)
Biological process (GO): regulation of autophagy
Source: RefSeq, a predicted model, not a curated record
CUUCCAGAAACAGCCGAUGAAGAGCAGGUGAAGAGCAGAUGUUUGAUCCAGAAGAUAUUAAUAUAUGACGUGAUUAUGACACGAGCCGAGAGAUUAGUACAGUUGAACUGAUUCAAGAUGUAUUCAUAUAAAAGAGACUAUCAUUUAUCAAUAUGAUAAAUAUGAUAUGGAACUAUUUUAUUGUUCAUCAACAACAACAACAACAACAACAGACGAGAUGUGAUUGAUUUAAACCUUAAACCAGAAGUUAAAGAAAAUACUUUUCACCAAAGUUUACCUCAAAAUAAAUCUGUUCUUUUCUGGACUGGCUCCAAGUCUGUGACAACACGAUACAGUUCAUCAUCUCCACAAUCUUUUUAUAUUUGACUCUUAAAGUAAAAGGUUCUAAAGUGCAAAACUCCCUACAUGAAAAACAUGACAUGUACUUUAACUCUUAAUUUCUGAAAUAAUUCAUAUUCAUGUGUUCAACACAACAAUAGAGAAAAUGAAUGGAUAAUCAAGUGGAUUAUGACAAAUCUAUGUUUUUCUAAUGGUUUAAUGUAAGCGAACAAACCAUAUCAUUUUCCAAAAGAAAACACACACACACAAUCUUCCCCUUUAAUUGAGGCUCUUAAGGUUUAAACUACACGUUGGUUUUCAUAGAUUUUGGUCAAUUGGCCACAAACAACAUGUUCAACACAGAUUCAGUAAUCUGACGUUCACUUAGAACUUAAUUAUAAUGUAUUCUUAUUUUCUGUCUUUGAUUCUGUUUCUGAUUGUAAAAUAACUCAAAUAAGUUGUUUGAUGGUGAAGUAAGAAAAUUCAAUCUUUCCUUCUGAAUUGCAGUGGAGUAGACGUAGACUAAUACUCAUCAUACAAGUACUUCACAGUCGUUGAGUAAAUGUACUUAGUUACUUUGCACAGCUGAGGCAAAACAACUGAUCCACCACCAGGGGGCAGCGUCAUACUGUACCUGUACCUGUCAUCAGUCACGUCAACUCUAUGAACUCAAGAUUAGUACGAAACAUGCUUCAUAAUUAGAUGUGAGAUCAAUUAAUCUUAAACCUGUAAUAAGAAUCCAACUGCAGUGACUUUGGAAACUCAGAUGAAAUUACCCUUUUGGAUGUUUGUCACAUUGUCAGAGCAGAAAGUGGAAACAUCAAGUUAACAUGAGUCAGAGUCAGACCGGAAACACGUGCGUUUCAAAGUAAAAGCUCAGAAACUGCAGCGUCCAGGAAUUAAUAAUAAUAAUGAUAAAUUUAAUCUAAAGAGCACUUUCCAUUGCUUCUGGGAAAGAAAACAACCGACACUGUUAGAAAUGUUAAAUCUCAUUUUGAGAUUAUUAAUUGGAUCAUAAUCAUAAUUAAUUAUCAAGAGAUUGGUGUUGAUGAAAUGUGUCAUUAUGGAGACAGACGACAAAUGUAAAGAAAAAACAGAAACUUAUCAAAUCGACAUUUUACUUUGGUUGAAAAAGCUUUUAUUUCGGAAAUGAUGGCCGGAAGUCAUAAUGGACCAUCACUGUUCCUUCUGCCGGUCCGUCCGCGCGUUAUGGCAAAGCGUCAGUCUCCAGGAGGAUGAGGAGGAUGAGGAGGAGCAGACACUGAGCUCUGAGGCGCGGACAUCAUCAUCAUCAACUUGGAUAUAAAAGCUGCGUGACGCACCUGAAGUCGAGAGACGUGGGGGAAGUCGGGAUGAACAGAGCCGGAGACAGGAGCGUGAGACCUGCGCUCCGGAGCCAGAGACAGCUCAGGACGCAGCAGCAGGUUUCUGUCCAGAAGAAGAAAGAUGCUCCACGUGGCUGCUGCUCCACGGAGACACAGUCCGGACUCCGUGGAUCCGACGCGGACGUGAAACCAGCGGGGAAAGAGUCAUCCAGCUCCGGCGCGCAGAGGAAACUGUCCGACGCCAGCAACGCUUCAGAGGAUCUGAGCAAAGACUCCGGCUGCGUCUCUGGGAAACUCUCCUCCUCCGACAGCAGCUCCGAAAUGUCGGACUGCCCCUCGGAGGGAAACAAGCUCGACUCUCCGACCGGCGACACCGAGUGGAUGUGGACACACGGGAGAGUUUACGAGGCGCCGAGCCGAUGCGCAGCGGCCGCGGACUCCGGUGCCGCGGGAGCGGAGCUCGUGAUGGCGCAGAGCACCGAGGACCUCGUCCGGGAGCUGGACGAGCUCAGAUCCGAGAACGAGUAUCUGAAAGACGAGGCGGAGGAGCUUCGCUGUGAGAUGCUGGAGAUGCGCGACAUGUUCCAGGAGGAGGAGCUGUUCCAGCUGCAGGAGCUGCGUCUGCAGCUGGAACAGGCCAACAAGACGUGUCGCGUCCUGCAGUAUCGCCUCCGCAAGGCCGAGCGCCGCAGCAUCCGAGUGGCUCAGACGGGACAGGUGGACGGGGAGCUGGUCCGGAGCCUGGAGCACGACGUCAGGGUCGAGAAGAGCGUGUCGCUCCGGUUGUACAACGAGCUGGAGGAGGUGAAGAAGAAGAAUUCCCAGUUGGAGUGGGAAAACGAGACGCUCAGAGAGAAGACACAGGAACAGGAAGUGGCCAAGCAGGUGUUACAGGCGGAGGUGGAGAAAGCCAGAGAGGCGUCUGUGAAGAAGAAAAGCAUCAGAUCUUCAGCCACGAAGGCGGAGAGAAGAGUCUCUCAACAGAUUGAGGACGACAGCGCCGAGCUCAGGUGCCAACUCCACUUUGCCAAAGAGGAAUUAGUUCUCAUGUGCAAGAAGCUCACCAAACUGGUCUUGGAGGGCGAGGGCAUGCGCGAGGAGCUGGCCAAAUACCGCUCAGCCUACGGCGACGUGGACGCCAAGCAAUCACCUGAGGGCAAACACAACUCUGCCCACGCCAGGGAGGCAGAGGUCAAAGUGCAUUUGAAACUAGUGGAAGAGGAGGCCACGCUCCUGAGCCGCCGCAUCGUCGAACUGGAGGUGGAGAAUCGUGGACUGAGAGUGGAGAUGAGCGACCUGAGGGAGAAAACCGGAGGACGAGGCGAAGAGGAAGAAGAAGAGAAUCGGAAUGUUUCAGAGAAAAAAGUUGUAGCUUCGACGCCGGACAGAGACGGAACGGAGCAAAGUAUGGAAAUGGGAUGCGAUGUUUACGAGCAGGAAGCAGAAAAAGGUCAAAGUGAAGUCGAGACAUGGAACCAAACACAAUGCGAAGGGAUGAUCACUGCUUGUCGUGAUGGAGAAGGUCCAGUCGGAGGAGAGUGGGAUCCUUCAGACCGUCCGGAGGCCGAUGACGACAAACCACUGGACAGAGGAUUGACAGUGAAAGACUGUGAAACUCUUCUGGCUCUCAGAGAUCAUUCCUGCAUCGUGAGUUCAGCCAUACAGCUGCUUACCUCUCCCACAGAUGUGGACUGGAGCGGUAAGGCUCAGAAGGUUUUCCUACCUGGACCUUUCAACGAGGCCUUGGAGCUUCUGCGGGACAUGCUGUCGUCUUUCAUCGGGAGGGUGGAGACGCUUUUAACGGGACAAGAUUUAGGCCAAAACCCUUUUCACAAGGAUGGACACGUUUGGGAUCCCUGCACUUCCUCCUUUCUCUCGGGAGAUGUGGAGAGUGUUGAAGACCUCCGGGCCUCAGAGGUGAAGGAGAGGGCAACAAGACGAGCACCCUCCGUCCACUCGGACCCAAAGAUGCAACUGUCCUUGCAGAUUCUGUGGAUCCUCCAUCAGUGGUGUCAAGUUAAAGGACCUGGCCUGGAGGGAAAAGAGGGUAAAGACAAAACCAUGUCUGUGCUGCGAGGUCUGCUGCAGGACGUCGCUGCAGAGCUUCGCGAUGAGAGGAUUGAAAUCGACAGUGGAGCCAAGGCAACGCAGGACAAGGCAGCCGAGUGUCCGGUCACUGGUUUCCUCCUCGACGAUCGACCUUGUGAAGCUGGCAGGUCAGUGUUUUUUCACCUGGUCCAUCUCGUUCAUGAGGCCCGAGGUUGUAACCCGUGUGUCUCCUGCUGUUUUCAAAGAAUCUGCAGCUCAAAAGAGAAAAAACCGAAGCGAGCGUUUUCUCCACGCGACUCUAAGAGGAAGAACUGGAGCUGUCUGAGCCGGGCGGCGGCCCAGCUGGACCGAGAGGAGCCCGCUAAGACGUGGGACCAUCCAAUCAUGCCGCUUAGCUUCCCUGAUCUUGAUUUUGAGCAGAUGUCCGUGGAGAGAAGCCACACCGCCCCGGAGAAGUCGGCCGUCCGCAUCUACUUCAGCCCCCCCUCUGCCCGCAGGGUCCAGCUGGCUCAGGCCAAGCAAAGCCCCGUCGCAGACGGAGAGUCUGUGGACACGUCGUCUCCCUGGUGCACGCCGCCCACCUCCCUGUCUGCGCUCUGUCUGGGCUCAUCUGCCAACCUGAGUGACGACGUGAAGGAGAUGAAGGCCGGCUGGAGGCAGGCGGUCUACAGCAGCUCACAGGAGAAGGGAAGGAGGUCAGUGGGGCGGUGGGUGGACGUGGCCUGCUCAGGCACUCAGACCCACAUGAAGCCACAGAUGGUGAGUGUUGGCCUGCAGACGGACGUGGGCCCUGUGAGGAGAAGCAGCCCCUCUCGAGCCCUGAGCUCCUCCUUGGUCACUGCCCGCUCUCACCACAUCUCCACCUCACUGGACGGAGUCGAGAGGCCCAGAACCUCCACCUCUUCACCGAAACUGUACCGGAGACACUCCGGUGCUUCUUCUCUCCCUUCAACCCCGAGUGUGGGUUCCUCCUCCUCCUCUAGAGACCGAGCCCUGUGGAACCUGAACCAUCAGAGCGGCUCUGGCGUCUCUUCUUGGACCCGACAGACCAGUCAGCGACAGAGCGCAGCACAGAGCCCCGGCUCUCUGAGCAGCGCCAAGCCUCCCACCAAACCUGCAGGCGCCAACCGUUAUGGUCUGGUCACAGAGUUUCUGCGCAGGGUGAGCGGCCGGGCUGAGAAACCAGUUUCCGGGUCAGGACCGAAGACGAAGAGCGGCCCUAAGAACCUGGAGCGGGUCCCGACGAGGCCUCCUGUCGCCGCGCUGCACAGGACCGACAGCGUGACGAGGAUCGUCAACCAGAGGUUCAUGAAGCAGAGAGACGAGAAGAGCGGCGUCCUGAACCCCGGCGUCCGCCACAGCGUGAGCGUCUCCCCUGAGGACGGAACCUACGACUGCAGCUCCGGCAGCACUUUGACUUUCUGCUUCGCUCGUCCUUGUCGCUCCGCCCAGAGACAAACGUCCAACCAGAGCAAAGUCCUCCGACACAGACACUCCCCUCCCGUGGGCUCGCCAUCCGGCUGUGAGGGACCCGGAGGAGGAGCGGCGGCGGGGGCUCGGCUGACACGUUGAACAUGUAAUGAUUUAACUGCAGGAUGUUGUGUGUGUGUGUGCGUGUGUGUGUGUGUGAUGUGUAGGAGAACUGUGAGUUUAAUAUCUAUAAAACACUCAUCUCCUUUGACAGAUCAAUCAUAAUGUCACAAAACACAAUCUUGCAAAUAGUGAAUAUUCAUUUAUAUUAACAAAUUCAAACUUAUUUGACUUUUGCACUUCGUGAAGUCAUUUUUUUAUUAUAUUAUCUUGUUUUGUAGAGAAAAAAACUCCUGUUCUGAAUAAACAUCUAAGAUUUGA